GUUGGGGGGGAGGCGGGGCCCCUGGCAGCCGCCUUCUCCUGGUUGGUUGGCCGGGCUGCUCGGCUCCUGUCAGAACGUCUCGGGUGUCCCAUACUUAGCCGUUGAAAAUUGGAGCGGGGUAGGAGGGAGAGGCGGGUCUCACCAGAGCUGGGCGUGGCACCCAUGCCUGUCACUCACAGGGAACGGGAGGAGAAGGCGAAACUUGUCCUUUUCGCGCGGCAUGUAGGUCGACGGGAUGCGGCCUGCUGAGAGCUCCGCGCCUGCGCGAGGCCACCUCCCUUCUGCUGCGUGCUCCUCACCCGGCCGCCUUCGGGGGCUGUGCGCUGUGGCUCCCCGGCCAGCUCCUCUCUCCCGCGCGCUGCCUGACUGAGGCGACUCGGGAUGGGAGCUUCUGGCUGAGCCCGCCCAGCCUUGGGAGGCGGAGAGGAAACAAAGGAGGAGGAGAAGAGGAGGAGGAGGAUGCCGCGGCUGCCCGGAGCCUCCUUGAGGCGGCGCAGGGAGCUGCUCUGACGGGCUCGCCCGCCGCUGCUGCUGCUCUUCUACUACCCCGACGCCGCAGGAGCUGCAGCUGCAGGAGGAGAGCAGGGAGCGGCGUCCGCCCAGGAGAGCCGGCCCGGGGAGGAGAGGCUCCAUGAGCCACAGCAGCGCCUUCCCCUCCCCAGGGCAGCGCCGCCCUCUGCUUCUUUCGCAGCCCCGGUAGCGCGGACGGCCCCGCCGAGGGGCGGACAUGCCGUCGUCGACGUGGCUGAGCGGCCGCCUGGCGCUGCUUCUGUGGGGCUCGGGCCGGCCGGGGGGCUCCUCCACCACCUGGGCGCCCCGCCUCAGCCCCCUCCUGCAGCGGCGGCACCCCCGGGCCCCUAGCAGCUGCAGCAGCUGCCUCCUUCGCCGCCGCUGCCUGAGCACCUUCCAGCGCGGCCCCAGCCCGGAGAAAAAAGGGCUCCCUCCUCCUCCCGCCGCCGCUCCCUCUGUGGGCUUCCCCAGGUCGCUGGGCACCCACCCCAAGAAGGAGCCCAUAGAGGCGCUCAACACGGCGCAGGGAGCCCGCGACUUCAUCUACAGCCUUCACUCCACCGAGCGGAGCUGCCUGCUGCGGGAGCUGCACCGCUUCGAGUCCAUCGCGAUCGCCCAAGCAUCUAGGUUUCCUAAACCACUGGUACCAUUUGAGAUGCCAAUGAAGCAGGUAGCACCACCAGAGCCAGCUGGUAUUUGGGAGAAGUUGGAGGUUGCACCACCAUCCACUGGACAGUUGAAACAUGUGUUCUUCCACAAUGCAAUACCUUUUGUAGGCUUUGGCUUUUUUGAUAAUGCAAUUAUGAUUGCUGCGGGCACACAAAUAGAAUUAUCAAUAGGAAUUGUCUUUGGAAUUUCUACUAUGGCAGCUGCUGCCUUGGGAAAUCUUGUCUCGGACUUAGCUGGACUGGGUCUUGCAGGUUAUGUUGAAGCCAUGGCCUCCCGGCUGGGUCUCUCCAUUCCUGAUCUAACACCCAAGCAAGCUGACAUGUGGCAAACACGUCUUAGUGCACACUUGGGUAAGGCUGUUGGAGUGACCAUUGGCUGCCUUUUAGGAAUGUUUCCAUUGUUCUUCUUUGGAGAUGAAGAAGAAAAAAAACUGGAAGAGAAAAAUUAACAUUUUUACAAGGCUUAUAAAAAUAUAAACUAAUUUACCUCAGUUAUACAAUCAUGCUGUCAAAGUAUUUAGGAUUUAGCAGACAGUAACAAUGUAUAGAAUGGGGAACAAAACAGCAUGCCAUUUUAUGGAAACACUAACUUAUUGUGGCUUUGUCUUAGUACAUCUUUUUAUAAGGGUUUUUCCUUUUUUAAAAAUGUAAAUUGUUGAUGUGUGUGUUCCACUUACACUGACAAUUGACACUUACAGUCUCCCUGCCCCUCAUUGCCUCUAUCCAGGACUUUUAUUUUAAUUGCCUGCCAUUGAUGUACUGUAUGGUUUGGGGGUUUGCUUAUUAACUUAGCAUAUGUAAACAACGCAUGACACAAGUUGCCCUUACUGCUCAUCAGACCUUCCAUUCCAGACUUGCAGUGAAGUUAGGUAACAGAUGGCUCUAGAACAUAUCACACCUUGGCUCUUUUGCUGUGGUGUUUGUCCUGAGCCAGCAGGUGUGCACUGUGUUUGAAACAAGGUAUGUUUGAACAAAGCAUAAUUUGAAAUGAUAUUUUGAUAUCUGCUGAACUGACUAAUUGCAGUGAAUGUAUGAAGCUGCUUAUAGAUUUGUCACAGUUUCAGGUGCUGCUUCAUCUCAGAAUUCCACAGUGGCUAUUCAGAAUUGUAUUGUUAAUGUUCUCAAAAUGGUAGCUGAGAUUGGGAGUCCUAAGUGUUAUAAUCUAAACCAGUAACUUAUUUGCAGGGCUAGGGCUUGGAAAUCAUUUUCUGUCCUGUGAUUUUGGUCAGCCAUGCAUAAAACCUUGCUUAUAUGGCACCUUGUCACAGUUUCCCCCUGGCUUUCCAGUUCUGAGCACCAUUGCCCAAUUUUAAUUUUUUAUUUUUUUUUGCAUCAGUAUUUUUGAAAAUAAGACUUAGUUUCAGUUAUAUAGUGUGUGCUGCCUUCUUUCCCUGCCCUACCAAAAAAGAAGCAAACCUAAUCUAUGAACUUCAUUCCUGGACUUGAGGCGUUCGAGAUACCCCCAAGAUGAUAAAGGUUGGAUAUCAGGAUAAAGGAUACUGAAUAAAAGGUACUAGUUGCUGUAGAGAGGCAAUAUUUGUUCAGGACCGUGUUUAUUGAUGGAUAAUGGCAGAAAGACAGCAUGUAGUGCAGUGUGAGAGUUAGUGGGGUUUAGACAAGAGUACAGAAGAAUUGAAGAUUUAAUAAAAUAAAAUCAAGUCUUAGAAUCAUGUAGCUCUUAAACUGCUGUCUUCAGUGUGGGAUAGAUUUCAGUUGGCCACUUCUUGAUGUAUCCUCUUCUGGGAACAACAUCUUGAUUUUAGUGUCAUCCUCUUUGAAUACCAACUGAGAGGAACGGUAGUCUGGAUGUGUGUCAGAUGUCUUGAGUAUCUAAACUUGACUCUCAGUCUGAUUUGAAUGGAUCGUGUCUGCAGAAUGUAACUUAUAGAAAUAAACUUGUUUACUUUUCAUUUAUUAGCAGAAUAUAGGGCUUUCUUUUCUUCUACUUCAUUAGUGGGUAAUAUUCAGUGUUGCUUCUGUAGAGAAUAUCACCCUUUAUGUAAUGAAUGAUGAACUACAGCACUGAAUAUUCAGAAUAUGUAACCAACAAAGCAUAAUUAGGAAUGAUAUUCUGACUGUAAGAAAAAGGUGGGUUCUUAUGCCAUACUUCAUGCUUUUUUUGUUGAUUAGCCUAUUGGCAGCCAUUACACUAUGAAGCUAUGGCUUGUUUGUAACUAUAAAGUUGUCAGCACCUCCUCUUUCACAUUUAUCAUGAACAUAGAUACCAAUCCUAUUCUCUUUUUUCUUCUGCCUCCAUUUAGGCUGCAGUUCUAAGUAAGCAUAUCUCAAAAGUGCAUCACAUUGAUUUCACUGAGACCUAUUUCUGAAUAAGCAUAAGGCUUAGGUGGUUGGUUCAGCACCACUGUUCGGUGGUUGGUUCAGGCAAUACUUCAGCUUGCCCCAGCACAUGAAAUAAGGAUGUGCGCAUGCUGGCCCUCCCCACCCCCAUGGGUCACUUUUCCAAAAAUGUGAGGGGGGGAGGGUUGCUGAACCACUCAUCUACACACAUCACAAUUGUUUAAUUAGAACACAUGCAGAAUGCAGAGGAGCAGUUUGGGCAAAUGACCCCUCCCCCAAAUGAUUAAGGAAAAAUGUCCUAGUUCAUGGAGUGUACACAUCCUUAUUGCAUGUGCUGGGCCCAGAGGGUGAAUUAUCAUUUAAAUGAGGCCCUGUAGAUGCUUCUCUCCUAACACCAGAAAAUGGCUUAAAUGUUAUCAGUUCUUAGGUUUACCAACUGAUGAGGGGUGGCACAGCUUCUCUUGUGCCUUUAACAGCUUGCCCUGUAGAAUUCAUCAGGUGAAGCUUUUUGUAACAUGGGGAUAGAAGUUAUCAGCUGCUAAUGUCUGCUACGAGCUCAUGAACAAGAGAAGUAAGGUUUUGCUCUUCUGAGAAUGAAUAGCAGUUGUGUGCUGUAUAUGUGUUGGGAGAACUGUGGUUUAACAGUUAAAACAAGCCAGACUAUCUGGCCAGGAUUCAAUGUCCAGGCUUGUUUUAAUUCUUGUUAACAAGCUUCAGUCUUCCCAAUUUGUACAUAAUGCAGAACUGCAGUUUAUUCUUAAAGGAAAAGCAUAAGUUUGUGGUCACACAAAUGAGCCAAUUGCUGAACUGGGCUAGUACAUCACCUUUUCUCCUAAGGCCUCCAGUCCCAUAUCCAUUGAUAUGAUCACUAUUGAGACCCUGUGGAACCGGAACAAAAUCAGCUCUUUCUUUGAUUCUGCUUUCUCUUCUGCUUUCCACGCUGUCUGUUGCCAAGUCAUAUCACUACUUCCUUUUUUACAACAUUGUAAAACUAAUCCCCUUCCUCCAUCCUCUUUGUAAAAACUCUAGUUCAUGCCCUGGUAAUUUCUUAAGUUACUGCAGCCUUCUCUCUGGUCUUUGGCUGUCUCACCUUGGUCUCCAUGCCUCCAUCCAGAACUCUGCUGCCAGAAUCAUUCCUCUCUCUUUUCACUCUGACCACAUGACACACCUCUUUAAAUCCCUGCAUUGGCUUCCUAUCCACUCCUGGAUCACCAGCUUCUUAUCUUGCCUGUAAACCCCUUUGUGAUCAUACCCCCACUUAUCUCUAAGCUGUUAUAUCCUGAUACAUUCCUAACCUUGAUCACUGCUCCAGCACUCUUGGCCAUCUCCUGCCUCAAAUGACUGUGCCUAUUCUGCCCCUUAUGCCUAAAAAUGCCUCCCAUAGAAACACAGCAAGCUGCCUUGUACAGAGUCAGAUCAUGUGUCCAGGGGUGACAUGAUAGAGGUCUAUAAAAUCAUGCAUGGUUUGGAGAAUGUUGAUGGAGAGAAUCUUUGCUCCCUCUUGCAUAACACUAGAACCAGGGGUCAUCCCAUGAAACUGAUUGCCAAGAAAUUUAAGACUGACAUAAGGAAGUACUUUUUCACACAACACACAACCUGUCAAAUUCUCUGCCAUAAGAUGUGGUGACAGCCAUCAUCCCGGAUGGAUUUAAGAAGGGAUUAGAUAGAUUCAUGGAGGACAGGUCUAUCAAUGGCUACUAGUCUGAGGGCUUUAGGCCACCUCCAACCUAAGAGGCAAGAUGUCUCUAAAUACCAGUUGCAGGAGAGAGGGCAUGCCCUCAGCUCUUGACUGUGGGCUUCCCAGAGGCAUCUGCUGUGUGAAGCGGGAUACUGGACUAGAUGGGCCUUGGGCCUGAUCCAGCAGGGCUGUUCUUAUGUUUUUAUGUAGCUCAUUAUUGUCUACAGUGACUGGUGACAGCUCUCCAGGGUUACAGGCAGGAGUCUCUCCCAACCUUACCUGAAGAUACCGGGGAUUGAAGCUUGGGCUUUCUGUCUGCAGAGCAGAUGCUCUACCAUUGAGCUGCAGCCCCAUCCCCUCCCCUAACACCUCUGGUGCCAUUACCUGCUCUCUUUAAAUAUCUCUUCAAAACCCACCUCCCUAUAACUAGGCCCAAAUAUACACAACUGAAAUGUAAACAUGUUCUUGCCCUAUUUACUGUAUCUCAAUUUCCUACCUCCUCUAUUCAGUCUGUUAAAUUUGAGGUAAUCAGAACCCAUCCUCUUGUACUUUUUAAAGCAACCAUCACAUUGGUGCUCUGUUAAUAAUACUAAUAGAAGAAAUCGUAUAAAUGGAUUUCCACAAAGCAGUGUUUUUAAAUACACUUUUGAGUUAGGUUAAAAGAUUCAUAAAUGACUCUGAACUGCACUCGAGUUUUGAUUUGGGAUAGAAGAAUAUCUCAAAAGAACUUAAAUAGUGCAAAAUGAAUAUUCUCUAGCUUUUACCCUCCCAAUAGUUUCUCUUGGGAAACUAAAAGCUAGAACAUUCACUUUCUGAAGAGAAUGUUCAGUUUUAUGUUGAAAGGGUAAUAAGCUUUCUGUCCUAACCAUGAUUGGAACAAGUUAAUACCUGCCCACUUAUAAUUGACCCUCUAUUGGAAUAACUUCAUUGUAUGUGGAUAUGGCUUGGCUUUCAGUGUUAACCAGAUAUUUGGCAGCAGACCUGAGUAAUGAGGAUCUAGGUCACCCCUGAACAUCUGAAAAGUGAUGAAGGCACGAUCUUGAAAGGGAGCAAGGAUGGUUAACUUAUCUCUCAAUUGCUGUAGCUGUGGAAUAGCAGUGCAGGGGUUCAUUAAGCAAUGAAUAUAAAGCACUUUUCACUUCACUCUGGGAUUGAGCCUACCCACUUUGAAAAGAUUGGCAUGUUGGGUGGUGAGUUCUGAGUAAUAAUUCUGGCUGCAGCUCUUUAUCACAGUAAUCUUGUUGAAUUUUCUGGAAUACAAAUCUGCUUAUGGUUUUCCCCUAAACUGUCUUAACAAUGUAUGUGUGAUAUUUGCGUGGUAUUAAAAUAUUUGAGGCAGUAGUCAACAUCUUUAUUUGAUACGACAGAUGGACUGAAACACUAAUUUUAUCCCAUACUUUGUUGAAGGGAGAGCACUAGAACAAAAUACUUACAGAUUGUACAGGUUCUCUCUUUUUUCUUUUAAAAAAAUAAAAUAUCAAGUCCA
Molecule: messenger RNA, 6640 nt
Organism: Hemicordylus capensis (graceful crag lizard)
Lineage: Eukaryota; Metazoa; Chordata; Lepidosauria; Squamata; Cordylidae
Gene: TMEM65
Product: transmembrane protein 65
Exons: 8
Coding region: 728-1627 (299 amino acids)
Biological process (GO): regulation of cardiac conduction; cardiac ventricle development
Cellular component (GO): mitochondrion
Source: RefSeq, a predicted model, not a curated record